Molecule: messenger RNA, 1293 nt
Organism: Trichoderma aggressivum f. europaeum
Lineage: Eukaryota; Fungi; Ascomycota; Sordariomycetes; Hypocreales; Hypocreaceae
Exons: 1
Coding region: 1-1293 (430 amino acids)
Source: RefSeq, a predicted model, not a curated record
AUGCCCGAUGGUGUUGCUCAGUCCACCAUCGUCAGUACACUAAAAUCUGGCCUCCAGCGGCUAACGGCCAACUUUCCAUGGAUAGCGGGCCAGGUCGUCGUUGAAGAUGAAGAGACUGGAAAUUCCGGGGUAUUCAAGAUUAAGGAGCUGCAGGAAAUCCCCUGCUUGGUAGUGAAAGACCUCAGAACGGAUACCUCAGCUCCAACCAUGAUGGAACUGAGAGAAGCCAACUUCCCAAUGAGAAUGCUGAACGAAUCCGUUGUUGCGCCUCGCAGUACCUUUCCCGCAGUCGAUGCCGUCAUCGGACGCGACCAUGGUUCACCUGUGUUUCUUCUACAGGCAAAUUUCAUCGUCGGGGGCUUGGUAAUCACAUUCUUAGGCCAGCAUCAGACCAUGGACAUCAUGGGGCAAGGACAGAUUAUGCAUCUCCUGUCUAAGGCCUGCUAUGAUGAAUCCUUCACCGCGGACGAGCUGUUCUCUGGCAACCUCCAACGUCAAAACCUCAUCCCUAUCCUCGAUAACUACCAGCUUGGCCCCGAGCUUGCUCGUCAUCUGGCUACUCCAACUGGUCCAUCUCGUCAUGCUCUUGACAAGGACGAAAGAGAGCCAGCUCAGACUCUCUGGGCAAGUUUUACCUUUCGUCCCACAUCGUUGGCAACUUUGAAGUCAACUGCUGCCAUGACCCUCCCCAGUGGUUCCAGUUUCAUAUCUACUGAUGACGCGCUGAGCGCAUUUAUCUGGCAGAGCAUCAUGCGCGCGCGCGCCGAUCGCUUGCCACCCGACAUAGAGACGACCUUUGCGCGAGCUAUUGACGUCCGUUCAUAUGUGAAUGUGCCGGUGACAUACACUGGUAUGGUACAAAACAUGACGUACGCAACGUACGCGCUACGAGAACUCGCCGCAUUGCCGCUGGGUGAGGUAGCAUCAAGGUUGCGAGCUGCCUUGGAACCCGAGACCACGAUCCUCCCUUUCCACACACGUGCCUUGGCCACCUACUUGAACAGCCAAGCUGACAAGUCGCAUGUCUCGCCCGCCUCAUCGCUGGACUUUUCAGUCGACGUGAUAGUGAGUUCGUGGGCCAAAACGAACAGCUACGCCUUGGAUUUCAAUUUAGGACUAGGGAAACCAGAGGCUGUUCGCCGGCCAUGGUUCACGCCUCUACAGAGCUUUGUGUAUUUCAUGCCUCGAAAGGGUGAUGGCGAGAUCGCCGUGGCAGUGUGUCUUGAAAAGGAGGCCAUGAAUAGGCUGAAGGCGGACAAGCAGUUUACGACGUACGCAAGGCACGAUGGAUGA